Molecule: messenger RNA, 1365 nt
Organism: Micromonas pusilla CCMP1545
Lineage: Eukaryota; Viridiplantae; Chlorophyta; Mamiellophyceae; Mamiellales; Mamiellaceae
Gene: YUH87
Exons: 2
Coding region: 1-1365 (454 amino acids)
Molecular function (GO): chloride channel activity
Source: RefSeq, a predicted model, not a curated record
AUGUCCGCGGUCACCGCGCGUCUUCCCGCGGGAGGCCGCGCGCGCGCGCGGAUCCCCGCGCGGCGACGCGAUCGCGCCCCGGCGACGGUCGCGACGGCGACCCGCGGAGGCGGCGGCUUUUCGCGAAAAAAAGUGCACAUCAUUCCACCGACGCUUCGGACCCUCGACGCGCUUCGUCCUCGCCGCCGAGGCGACGCCGUCAUCGCGCGCGACGCCGACGCCGACGGCGGCGGCGGCGGCUCCCCCCCCGUGAACGAGCUCCCGAUGGUGAAGCAGCAAGCGUCCGGCCUCGGGUUGCAGUGCAUGCCGAAGGCGCGAAUGAACGACGAGGUGGCGCGCAUCGACCCGGGGCUGAACCAGCUCCUCGUCUCGGAGGGGUCCACGAUCUCGAGGUUCUUCACGCAGGACGAGUGGGAGCGCCACCGAGGCGUGGGGAGGUACUGGCGGCAUCUCUUCAGCACGUGCAAGUCGACGAUUUUUCUUCGAAUCUUAGAGACGGUGAUCUGGAUCACGCUCUCCGCCGCGGCGCUGUGCGCGUACAACCUCGUCCUCGUCCCGAAGUUCUCCCUGCCGACGCUCACGAUCCCGCCGAUCGUGCACCAGCUGUCCGGGUCCGUGCUGUCGCUGUCGCUGGUGUUCAGGACGAACAACGCGAACCGACGCGUCAUCGACGCGCGGUCCAUCCUCGGAAAGAUCUCCAAGUGCACGCGGGACCUGACGCGGAUGUGCAUGUACAUCCCGAACGAGGGCGGGUGCCGGUUCGAGAUCUUGAACCAGCUCAGGGCGUUCCCGUACGCGUUCGAGGCGCACGUGCGCAAGGGACGGACGCGCAAGUCGAAGAAGGAUCCGACCGCGUUCAAGUCGGAGCCGCUGCCGUUGCUGACGCGCGCGCUCGGAGAACGCGACGCGAGGCGGCUCCUCGAGCGGUCGCACGAAAACGUCGCGCGCCAGGUGUUGCUGGACAUGAGCACGAUAUUGCAGCGCGCGCUGACGAUCGGGAUGUCCACGCAGAUGCAUCAGCAGUGCGAGAUCAUAUGCAAAGAGCUCAGCGAUUGCCUGGCCAACGCGGAGAAGAUUUUGUACACGCCGAUUCCCAUCGCGUACACGCGGCACACGUCUCGGUCGCUGACGAUAUGGCUGCUCACGCUCCCGCUGGCGCUGUGGUCGCUGAUGGGAAUGUCGAUGAUCCCGAGCGUUUUUUUGAUCGCGUAUCUCAUGCUCGGCGUGGACGAGAUCGGGAUCGAGAUCGAGGAGCCGUUUUGCGUGUUGCCCGUGCGGCCCAUCGCGGAGAUGUGCGACUCGGAGAUCGUCAACUCGUUCGAUCAGGCGCUCGCGGCGCCCGACUUCAAGCCGGCGAAGAAGUAA